AUGGGCCUCGGUCGAAAGAAAUCCGAAGACUCUGGGCUAGCAACAGACGACGGAACCACUACAGCGACGUCGCCGUCAAAUUCACCGCUAUAUUUACCACCUUCACCGUCACCAGAGGGAAAAUACCGCUUUGCAGCGGUAGCAGCCGACAAUGCAGAGUGUUCUAAAAUCGGAAAAAGUUCUUGCAAGACUUACGCUGUGGUCGCUCGGGAACAGGCACCUUCCAUGGCCACAGAGUACAUGUUCACUGCCGACAAAAACAUCUCUUCAACAGCAGGCGGACAGGCUAUCGCCAUACCCGGUAAAAUACGAGGACUUUAUGAGGCCUGGAAACUUGGUGGUCUGUUACCAUGGAAACAAUUGUUUCAACCAGCAAUAAAGCUGUGUAGGGAUGGAUUCAGUGUCAGCAAACCGCUUAGUGAUCAUAUGGCAGCAAAAGAAGCAGAGUUCCAGAACUUCACUUCAUUUAUACAGUUGAUCACAAACCCUAACACUGGCAAAACGUACAAAGAAGGCGAAAUGAUGAAGCUACCGAAAUUGGCGCAAACUUUACAGAUUAUCGCAGACGAAGGCCCAGAUGCGUUUUAUAGUGGUAGUUUAGCAGACGAUAUUGUUGCCGACAUUCAGGAAGCGGGUGGUAUUAUCACAAGACAGGACUUGGCCAAUUACACGUCAUUGGUUGGAGAUGCGCUAAGCUUCACUCUCCAUGGAAACUUCUUAGCGUAUUCUCCGCCGCUGCCUUCAAGUGGAGCUGUCUAUCUUUUCAUAUUGAACAUGCUGAAUGAUUUCAAGUUGACUCCGGAUAGCGUAUCAAACGUUGCCAGCGCAACCACUACUUGGCAUCGAGUGACUGAGGUAUUUAAGCAUGCAUUUUCUGUGCGACAACAGCUUGGUGACAAUAACGUUGGUUCAGAGGCUUUUAGGACGUAUGUUGCAGAGCUCGUGCGAAAUAUGACUGACCCGUCAUUCGGCUACGCCCGCAGACAGCAAAUCAAUGAUACCAGGACAUUCGGCUCAGACUACUACCACCCGAUUGUUGACAGCGCCUGGGAGGAUCACGGCACCUCCCACCUGUCAGUCCUAGCAUCCAACGGAGACGCUGUGUCAAUUACCAGCACUAUAAAUACGUUCUUUGGUUCAAAAGUGAUAGGCGCUCGUACGGGAAUUAUAUUCAACAAUACAAUGGACGAUUUCUCCACGCCAGGGACUGUGAACUAUUUUGGAGUGCCGGCUUCUAAGGCGAAUUGCAUAGCUCCUUGGAAGCGUCCUUUGUCCUCCAUGUGUCCAAGCAUCGUCAUUGACGGGCACUGUAAUGUUCGGCUGGUAAUUGGCGCCUCCGGGGGUACGCGAAUUAUAACUGCAACGGCAUUGGCGACCAUAGAAGCACUGCAGUUUAAAUGGGGAAUCAAAGAGGCUAUCGACUACCCGCGUAUUCAUCAUCAGUUGUUUCCACAAGAACUAGAAGUGCAUAGAGGUUUCCCACAGGUUGUAAUAGACGGUUUGAAAGCCAUUGGUCACAGCGUUUCGGUGGUAUCAGGCGCAAAUAGCACGUGUCAAGGUAUCUUGCGUCAGGAGAACUUCAUCAUGGCUAAUUCCGAUUACAGAAAAUACGGCAAACCCGAUGGAUAUUAA
Molecule: messenger RNA, 1632 nt
Organism: Dreissena polymorpha
Lineage: Eukaryota; Metazoa; Mollusca; Bivalvia; Myida; Dreissenidae
Product: glutathione hydrolase 1 proenzyme-like
Exons: 10
Coding region: 1-1632 (543 amino acids)
Biological process (GO): glutathione catabolic process
Cellular component (GO): plasma membrane
Molecular function (GO): glutathione gamma-glutamate hydrolase
Source: RefSeq, a predicted model, not a curated record